Molecule: messenger RNA, 4935 nt
Organism: Neopsephotus bourkii (Bourke's parrot)
Lineage: Eukaryota; Metazoa; Chordata; Aves; Psittaciformes; Psittacidae
Exons: 3
Coding region: 385-4356 (1323 amino acids)
Source: RefSeq, a predicted model, not a curated record
CAAACAAUUACAAUAAUAUAAAUUGCAUCACUUACAUUAAAUGAGAUUAUGGUAAGACUUUUCUGUAGGAAUUCUAUCUAUUAGGAGUAUGCAUACAUGGUAGGUUUCCUUAACCUGUGUUAAGUACUCAGUUAAGUAAUUUUAAACACAUGAUACGUUUGUACGAUUAUACUUAAGUUUCACCUAUAAAAAGUGAACAUCUUUGCAGUAUUGCUUUUUUAGCUAGAACAUUAUCUGUAAUAUAAAAAAGUAAAUGUCUUACAUAGGUUAAGUCUAAACUGUGAAACUUAAUAUUUUCUUGCAGCUGUUUUCUUCAUAUUCUGUAUUAGUAAACCAGGAUUACUGUAGUACUAAUAAAAUAUAACAAGGUUCAGGUCUAAUGCAAUGGUAAAUAAAUGUCAUUUGUAUUUGCAGGGAAGAUGGUACCACCGGAAGCAAGCAGUAAAGGAAUUGCAUGGUACAUUGAUACGACUGCUUAAUGAACUAUUACCAUGGGAACCAAAGCUAAUGAAAGCAUUUCAAAGAAACAGAUCUAGAUUGAAGAAGGACUAUGAUGACUUUAAAAGGCAUCCAGACCAUGAUAAAUUUAACAGAGAAUUGUGGAGUAAUGAUGAAAGUGAAGUUGAUUCUGGCAAAGAUUUAUUUGCAGUAGUAUGUGGUAAACCUUCAGAGUCUGCAGAACAUGUGGAAUUUUCCAAAAAAGAUAACCCCGACAAUGAUGAAAUGAAAUUAUUGGGGAUGAAUUUACCUGCAGGAAAAAACAGAAUUCUGAAAAAAGAAUCAACUUCCAAAGAAAUACAGAAGACACUGCCCAAAUGUAUUAAACGACAGUCCAAGCAAAACAGUUGUCUGGAUCAAAACACUAAUGAGCUUUCACCGAGGAAGAAAGCUAAACUGAGCACUAAUGAGGCUGUGGUCCAGAUUUCAGAAAGUAGCCUGCAGCCAGAUAGUUGUUUGGCUGAGCUGAAACAAUUUGAAGGGUCAACUCCAGAAUCAUUUUCCUUGACAGAUCCUACAACAUCAGUGUCAAACUUUCUGAAAGGGACCAAACCCAUCCAGGCAUUGCUUGCCAAGAAUACUGGGAACAAAGUGACCUUAACAAAUCAGCUGUCACCUCCUGCAGGCGUAAGUGUAUCUACUUCUGAAAAGACAGUUUCACCACCUUUGGAACCAUCACUGAUAAAACCAGCAUUGACCUGCCAAACUAGUUCGAAGACUCCUUUACAAAUGGGAUACAAAAUGCCGAAUGCCCAUUGUGUACCAGUAGAUCUCCAGAACAGCUCUGUGAAAAUUCAAAUGCAACCUGUGAUGGACCCUAAAACUGGAGAGAAAGUUAUGCAACAAGUCCUUAUUUUACCUAAGAAUUUUCUUAUUCAGCAGAAGGAGGGAAAAAUUGUGCCCAAGGACAUUCAGUCACUACAUCAAAAAUCAUCUGACCUGCACUGCACAACUUCAUCAGAAAUACCGAAUGUCAGUGUUUCUUUAACAUCUGUUCUGGUGACAAGCCCUGCAAAUGCUAGCACUCAGUCACCUAGUACAAUUUUUAACAAGGAUAUUACGCACUUGUCACAAACGACUGGUCCCCUAAACACUGCACAACCACUGGCUGCUGUAACUUCAGCAGGUAAUUUAUUAUUAUCAACAGUUAAGGUGAGUCAAACUGAAACCAACAAAAUCAAGGCUAUAGCUUCAGCUGCCACAUCCCCUGUGUCUUUGCCUUCACCUACUCUUUCAACAGCUAGCCAGUCUUUGCUAUCAGCAACAGCACUAAGUGGGUCUACAAACACUACUUCUGCCUGUCAUAGUCUUGCACCUCAGCAGACAACUGACUCCUUUGAAACUAGGCAAGAGCUGAAGACUGUGUGUAUAAGAGAAUCACAGUCUAUUCUGGUCACAACACGAGGUGGAAACACAGGAAUUGUUAAAGUGCGAACAAACCCAGACCAGAUUUCACCUAGUUUAUCUUCUAGUUCAGUUUUCACUUAUGCACCUCAACUUCAGGCUUUUCUUGUGCCAAAAACCACAGCAUUAUCGUGUUCUACUGUUCCAUCUGUAGCAACAGCCACGUCUGGUCUCCCACAUAUUGGACAAUCAUCUCUUUCUGGAUUUGAUCCCUCAACAGCUUCUUCUGUUAACAUUCCAGCUUUCCCAGCUGAUUUUACCCAGGCAACAGAGAAGAAUAUCAAAUUGACGUUACACCAGCCUGCUGUUGGAGGCACUUUGGGCCAAGUAAUAGGGAACUCUAGCUGUGUGUCCUCUCCUUCUUCGUCCUCCAUUUCAUUAGCCAGCAAUCUGAUGUCAACAACUCCAAACAGUCCUCCUAGUGUGACUAGCAUUGGACAGAAUAACACUGUUGUAACUCCAGAUUCUUUUGUGCUACAACAAGAGGAUACUAAAACUAAAACUGUUACACAGUUUGAGUCUAACUCAGCAACAGCUGGAGAUUUAAUCAGUGGUAUGCCAGUCCAGAAACUUACAUUACUCACAAAUCCACCCAUCUUCUCACCCUGUGGGGCAUCAGGAGUCAGUAUUAUACCCUCUCCAGCAUCUGCUGGUGUUAAUGCUCCAAAGUUUAUUUUCAUUAACACGCAAAUUGCUAAUGGCCCAUCAACCACCAAUCUAGUUGCUGAGUCAUUGAAACAUAAUCUUCCUUCGUCCCUAAACAAAACCUUUGUUAGUGCCACAGAGCAACCACAGCUGGUUCUGAUCCCAUCUACAAUAGGAACACCAAUAAGAAUAAAUUCAUCACCAAGUAUUGCUCAAGUAAAAGAUGUGAAAAUUGGACUAAAUAUAGGUCAAACCAUUGUAAAUACCAAAGGCAAUGCACAGCAGGCUCCACCAGUGAAUAUAUUGCACUCUGCCAUUUCUAAGGGAGAAGACAAAAAGAGCAUGGACUUGGCGCUGUCUUUGACAGGUAGUAGUACUUCGGUUCCUGUUCCAAGUUUUGUGAGUCGAAGCACUGUGUCAGUUACUGAAUCUGUAUGUGUUACAACAAAAGCUGAAAAUGCUCUUACAGUAACAGCAGCAAAUGCAUGUGUAGAAUCUGUUUCAGUAACAUCAAGUGGGGCUUCUUCUGGGACACGGCCCACUGUCUUGGUUGGUGGAAAUGAUCCCUUGAGAAUAAGGCCAGUUAUGGGUAGUCGGCUGUGUACAUCAAAUAUUGGAAAUACUGUGGGUAUAUCAACUGUGAAAACAGGACAUCUUGCUUCAUCUGUGCUGAUUUCAGCAACACAACCAGCAGUGUCUCCUCAAAACUUAGCAUCUGCUUUGCAAUUUCCAGUCAUUAGCUUGCCUGGAUCUAUAACCACGCCCCACAAAGUGUUAUGCACAGUUCCUCAGUUAGCAGCAGUUCCAGCUCCUCCUCCAGUACCAAAAAGCCAGUUACCCACACUGCUUCAGUUUCAGUCAUCAGGAGUUUCAGCUGCUAUGCCAAGUAACGCAGGUACUCAAAAACCUCAGAGCAUGUUGCCCCCUCCAUCACAAAAUACAGGGAAAGUCAUUAAUUUUCCCAGUUUUUCUUCCCUGCAGUGCCAGCAGGUGCCUCCCAGUACAGAGAAACAAAGUCAUGCUUACACUUGUGCUUCCACGAUUCAUAUGCCUGCAGCUUCACCAACUGUAACAAGCAAAGCAGGAAGUCAGUUGUAUGAACCUUGCAUUCAACAGAAAAUAGUCAUUAACACCUGUAUGCCUUUGGCACCUGGAACUCAAAUAAUGAUUAAUGGUACUCGUUUUGUUGUUCCACCGCAAGGCCUUGUAGCUGGCAGCCAUGUUCUUCUUCUCUCUUGUAAUACAAAACAGACUCCUCCGUUAACUAUCAACCAUGGUCAAGAGGCUCAAGAUGUACCAGUUGUUAAUCCAAUAACUUCGAAAAUGAUGCUAGUACCAAGUAAUUCAUUAAGUUGGCAGAUAUCAAAACAUCAUUUGAAAAACUCCACAAAAAUUGUGAGCUCCUUUGGGUCUGCAGAUGCAUUACCCAUCGUACAUGCAACACCCCAGAUACUUAGUACUCCAGCUAAUUCAUGUACUCCACUGUCUGCAGCAACACCAUCUAUGUCUUCCUUGAUAAAAUCUCCUGUCAAUGUAGUAGCUGCAUCUUCUGUGGUUUCUGCCAUUCAUUUGCCAAACUCUCAUUUAUCAAGCAAUACUUCGGUGCUUCACUUAGACACUUCUAUCAAAAAACUGUUGGUCAGUCCAGAGGGAGCAAUUUUGAAUGCUAUAAAUACUCCAGCAUCAAAAGUUUCUUCCAUGUCUUCAGCACUGCUUCCUGUUGUUGUAUCCACAAGCAGAAAUCCUACCACUGUCUUCCCUGCAUCUCAGUCAUCUUGCCUUGAUAAACCUGACAAAGCUGCAUCCUGAAUUUAUUGCAAAUGAGCCACUUUGAAAAUUUGGGGAUUCUUCUGACUUUGAAAGUUGUAACUAUUGAAUAAUUUCUUACGUUGUUUGAAACAGUUGAUUUACUAAAAAUUACUUGAGAUUACAGUUCUUUCCUGUUUACCUGUGGGGAUUAAGAAGAAAAGUUUUAGUUUGUUUGGAAUUUUCAGAGUUCUUUAGUAAAAAGGUCAAAAAUGAGUGACGAAUUCAUUAAACAUCUUAGUUUAGAGAAACCUAGCCUUUUGCACAUGUUCCAUCAUACAGUAUGGACUGUUUGCCAGUGUUUAUGACAGUUUAUGUCUCCUUUUUAUUUGUCAAAUUUAUUUUUUAUUUGUUCUGUAAAAAAUAUUUAUGCAUUGUAAAAAUGCAGUCUAUGGUAUAGAAUUGUACAUAUUCAUAAGUUCCUAACAAUCUGUACUAAACUAUAUGUACAAAGAACUCUGCUGUCUUAUUUAUGUUUUGUUUACAUAUGUAUAGUUUUUUAAGUAUUUUAGUAACUUUGGACCAGUGUACUGUUUAGCAACAAUGCAGAAGAAUCUGCAUAUAAUAAAUCAAGUUGCUGUA